Messenger RNA from Rhineura floridana, 7224 nucleotides. RefSeq names its product elastin microfibril interfacer 3 (gene EMILIN3). The coding region runs from base 512 to 2980 and encodes 822 amino acids. The transcript is spliced from 4 exons. Gene Ontology annotation, cellular component: extracellular matrix. NCBI's taxonomy places the organism in Eukaryota, Metazoa, Chordata, Lepidosauria, Squamata, Rhineuridae. The record is from RefSeq and is a predicted model, not a curated record. Gene Ontology annotation, molecular function: protein binding.
CCCCUGAUUGGUAGGGGCGAGCAUUUCAAAGGCCAGCCGGCUGGAGGAGGAGAUGGAUGGACGAUUAUGCUAAUAGAGAGAGAGAGAGGGACCCGCCUCUCUCCCCUGCCGUACUAGGGGAGCCGGGGCUGAACUGCAGCGAGGCGAAGAGCGAGGCAAGGUACAAAAGAGAGGCUUGGAUUGGGAGCGAGGCGCUCAAGCAACCAGGGGCCAGAGAUCCUCGUCGCCUUUGCCCGGAGCAGAGGUGUCGCUGGCUUGGAGACCUCGCCUCCGUUGCAUGAGAGGAUUUCCCCAGCCUUGGAAAUCGGUGAAGAACUUUUCGUAAAGGAGCGAAGCACAGCCCAUCUUCCCUCCUGAAGGGUUCUAAGAAAAGAAAAGAAAACUUUAGUUUUUCAUUUUGGGAAAGCAGAGAGAAAACUGGCUCCAGCAGAUAGUCCUUCGGCUGAUCCGCCGUGACGAGAGGAGGGAAAGAGUUUACAGCCGCGCAUCCCUCUCGCUCUCCUCGGAGAACAUGAACAGGGCAAGGAGAUUCUCCGGGGGGGCUUUCUCGUGCGCGUCGAUCUCUUUGCUGUGCGUCGGGACGCUGGUUUGCCUGACCGAUGCCAAAGGGACCUAUUAUCGCCACCCUGUGCCCAUCCCUUACGGCAACAGAUAUAACCUCUAUACCUCAGGAUCUAGGCCCCAGCUCACGCCGGGAAAACCCAUGGGAAAGCACAAGAGCUACUGUGCAUAUGUGGUGCAGAGGAAUAUAACUUGCACCCUUCAGGAUGGAGCAGAGAGCUAUGUGAAAGCCGAAUAUCACAAGUGCAGUUGGGGACCCAAGUGUCCUGGGAAAGUCCUGUACCACACAUUCUUCAGACCUAGGUACAAGAUUGGCUACAAGACGGUGACUGAGAUAGCAUGGAGGUGCUGCCCAGGCCUCAUGGGAGAAGGAUGCCAUGACAACCCUACUGACCAGCCAGGGCUUCUGCCCCAGCACCCCAGCCCUAAGAUGCCUCCUACACAGAAGAUGUUCCCAGGUCCUAGAGUUCCCCCUCAUCCCAAAAUUCAUACAGACUCAUUUCCAGGACUAAAGAAGAAUCAUUAUGGUCGAAAAAUACCUAAUUUGUUUGGAGACCGACUGGAUCGGCUAGAGGAAGAAGUCAGGCGUCUCUCACAGUCCUACGACAGCCUGCACAACAUGGUGAGUGGCCUGGGGGACCACUUGCGGCUCACCAUCCAGGAGGACACCAGUAAGAUGAUUGGCUCCCUGAUGAACAGCCCAAAUGUGCCAGACACAACCAUGGGAUUUGGAAUCAUUCCUGAUGGGAUUGUACAUGCAGCAGACAAAGCUGACCUCUCCCCUUAUCCACCAGUGGGUGAGAUCCUAAGCAAAGUGACUGAGGUGAGUGACUCACUGAAAACCAAGACUGACUUGCUAGAUGAGGUGCACGGCAUGGUGCUGAACCAUGAUGGGCAGAUCAAACACCUGCUGGAGUCAGCUCGGCCUUCUCCCCUCACCUCCAUUGAUAUGCUAGAAGAAUAUGUGGACAGCAGGCUUAGCAACCUGCGCAUGGAGCUGCUGGAUGGCUUUGAGAAGAAACUGGUGAACAUCCAGAGCACGUGUGAUUAUCGGAUCAAGGAAGUUCAGCAACAAUGUGAAGAAGGAAAGGCUUCCAACCUCCAUCUUCAGCAGACCCUAGAUGGAAAAGAGCUGGAAAUAAAGAAGGAAAUCUCCCAACUGGAAACCCAGAUCCAAGGGCUGACCAUUGUGGAAAGCUGCUGUAGCAACUUGAACUACCUCACCAAACGGAUGGAUAUCCUGGAGAAGGGCUUGCACAGUAUUUCUGAGUCUCAGAAGAAUCUGCACUCCAGGUUGGACAAUGAACUUUCUACUAUUACCUUGGGGAACAUCUUUGAAGGGCGCUUUGAGGACCUUGAAGCCAGACUGAAUUUCACAGAAAGGGGAACAGGAAGCUGUUGCUCCAGUGUGGAGGACAGUAUGAGAGGUCUGAUGGGAUCAGAGCUGGAUGGCACAAGGACAUUGUUUGAGGACAAAAUAAGAACCUUGGAGGAGAGAUUUAUGACCGUUGUUGAUGUGAAUAAUGUCAGCUCCACAGUGGCACUAGAUGGCGCUGUAAUGCCCCUGUUGGAAGGAGAGCUUGCUAUCAUAAGGAAGGGAAUGGAUGAGAAGAUGGAAGUACUACAGAGCCAGAUGGCCACCUUGGAGAGCACGUGCUCACUGGGUUGCAUAUCCACUUCCAAAGAUGUAGAGAUAUUUCGUACAGAAAUUGAGGAUUGCCAGAGCAAGAACCAGGAUUUACUGCUCAGAAUGGACAGCAACUCUGACCUGCUACGGAAACUUAAUGCUACCAUCUUGGAGAUCCAGAGGCGGAUCGAGGAGGAAGCAGCUGAGUCUUUGCAAGGCGAGAUAACUCUGUUGAAGAUCAACCUGAACACCAUGAGCAAGUCCCUAACUGGGCUGAAGGAUUCUGUUUCCCAGUACUCGGACACAGUGCUCCAUGUCAACUCAUCUCUGGACGAACGUGAGCGCAAAAUGGAAGAUGAGGUCCACUCAAUUCAAGAGAAGAUCAACAACCAAGGCUCCCGGCUUCUGUUCAGCAACAAGCGUGUCCUAAACCUAAAAGGAGACCUUGAAAGACUCAAGUCCAGAAUCAUAAAUGAUUUGAGCAACUGCAAGAAUGUGGCUCACGGCCUGCAGAAAGAAGUACUCCAGUUUGAUGAUCGUGUGGCCCAGGUGGAGGACAUGUGUGGCAGACUGGGCACAGUAACGGGGAGUCUGGACCACAUCAGAAAUGAGUUGGAAAACAAUGCAGGAACUAUGUGGGGCUACAUGAACCAUAUGAAUGAAACCUUAGCUUCCCACUCUCAGGAAAUAACUCUACUCAAGGAUAACUUGUUGGAUUGCCAGGCAAAAGUUACAGAACUAGCUGAAGACAUCAGCCUCUUAGAAAGUAAGUGUCAAGGCAACCAGCAUUAGCUUUAUCAAACCCAAAGUGCAACUAACUUAUAUCAUGCAGACUCCAAAGGGAUGAUACCAGGAUUUUAUUUUAUUUGGAGAGUGAGGAGGUUACUAAAUGUUAAAAGCUGCUAUAAUCCCUUCUCUCAUUUCUUUCCUAAAGAAUGAUAUUUUUCACUACAGCUUAAGUUGUACAUUUGCCAUUACUGUAUUCUCUGUGGACAUUUAGCAGCUGUACACAUGUAGCAAAGUGCCUUUCCAUAGAUGGAGUCAUGCUUGGGUUGCAUUUCCAGUAUGCAGUUCAGUUCAGGAAGAAACUGGAGACAGACCUGUCUAAUGGGUUCUUUGCUUUGGGAAUAAUGAAAAACCCGAUGUUUAAGAGCUGGGAUGCAGAAAAUCAGUUCCUGUUGAAUAGACCCAUCUACUGGAACCAAAGGUCUGGUUCAGGGACCUUUUGAAGCAAUACCGCUAGCCAAGAGGAAGUCUGAUUUCUGCGAAGACUUUCCCCUGCUUCCAUUUUGUACAUAUGUACAAAAUCUGAACUGGAAUUCUUCAUGGCAGCAUUGACUGAUACAAGUACAUGGGACACUCCAUUGAGAAGUCAACAGGUAUUGUAUAGGUGCAUCCAAAAAGAAAACACCCUGUAUGCACAAUCAUCUUCCCCAUUGCAUGAAUCAUUGCAAAAUUCAGGACAGAUUUCUCACAACUGGUAUUUUCAAGUGCUGUGUAUGCUGACUGCUUUUUGCAUGAAGGAAGGUGAAUAGGUGGGGGGGGAGAGGAAGAGAACUGAAUGCACCAGCUUCUUAGGGCCAAAGUAGAAUAUGCAUUAGCUCCAUAUCUGUUUGUAAGUGCAGGGUUUGUUUUUUUUUUAAACACAUGUUGCUAGCAUGGGACCCCUGAUCUGGAUCCAGCCCCUGGAAUGGAAGGUAUGAAGGCCUUGGCCCUGCCCGAUCCAGAUCAGCUUCCCACACACAUUAUUUGAAUAGGAAAAAGCUCCCAUUGAAGUAAAACAGGGGUUCUUUUCCCCCUAUGCAAACUGCUGAUGGAGAGAACUUAGUCCUAAGGGUUAAAGUCUUCCUAUCCCCAUGCGAGGGACCUGAUCCUGAUCAUAGGGCCUGUGGUGGCCAACUGUGUUGAAAAUAACCUGAACUCAAGGACACAGAUACAGAGCUAAUGUAUCUUUAAGUUUGGCCCAUAGAUGGCUUAGUGUAAGCUUAGGGGCUGGUGGAAGAAAUACAUGACCUUAUAAGUAUAGUGCUGUAAGAACAGUAUACCGUCGCUCCCUGCCCUUGCAAGGAAAAAAGGAAGGAAGGAAGGAGACCUGUAGCUGCAAAAGAUACAAGACCAACCUGUUUUGAAAAAAGUUCCUCAUCAGGGGCACUCUUGAAUAACGUAUGACAGGCCUAGAGUUUUGUUCAGCUGAGCUCUACUCAGAGUAGACCCAUUGGAAUUAAUAACUCUAAGUCAUGUUUAUUAAUUUUUGUGAGUCUACUGUGAGUUUGACUAACACUGGAUACAGCCCCCCCAGUUUCUUUACACUGUUGCAAAAUAUUGUGCAAAGAGAACAGGAGCCCUGAGGAAGAACUCAGAUGAAAACACAUUGGGCUAAAUAAAUUCUCUUAUGCAGCUGAAGACUUGUUUCCUUCCCAUUUGCCCUAUGAUUUGUGCCUUCCCACCUUUUCUUGCUUGCUCCCUGCCCAUGUGCCAAAAUAAAGUGGUCUACACAAAACAUCUACCCAUGUGAAGACUACAUUAAACAGCUGGAUGUAGCUGUUGCUAUUAUAUAAUGUAGAGAAUAUGGUCCAAAUGCAUAGCGAGUCAUUGUAUGCAAUUUCCUAUGUUCCUGUGAUGGGAUGAGCAAGGAAGUCUGCUUCUAACAGGUGGCCCUAUGAAUAGUCUUGCAUUUUCAGUCACACAUUGUGAGGGGCAUUCCCCAUUUGGAUUCAUCUCUCAGACCCCGCCAGUCAUCAUUAGUUUUGCCAAAUUCAACCUGCUCUACCCUGAACUCCCUUUAUCAAAGUGAGAAUGCUCUCAACCUUAUCAAUGAUCAUUCAUCUCACUUGUGGGAAUCUCUUAUUGGACCUCAUGUUUGAUAUUUAUUGUCACCACCUCAGCUGCAUUUUUUGUUUUAAAAAUGUAGGUCAUUUAUCUAGACAAAACAUAAGUAUUCACAAGUGUUCGAAUGCUACCCAUCCCAUUUCAUAACAUCUAUCCUCAAGCCUGGCAACUAGAUGCUAAACAUAUUUACUUGGAAGCAAGUUCCAUUGAUGUAAAUUAAACUUUCCUCCAAGUAACUACAUGUUUAGGCUUAUGAACGUAAGAUUUGCUUUACUGCAUCAGACCAAGGAGCCAUCUAGUCCACCGAUGUGGAACCUGCGGCCCUCCAGAUGUUGUUGGACUCCAGCACUAGGGAUCAAAGGAGCUGUCAGUGUUGGUUCUUUCCAUUUCUCAUUUGUUCCAAUCUUAAAAUCAGUUCUCCACAUUUCUGCAGCAAUUUGCAAAUUCUUUUUUUUAAAAGAUAUGAAAAUUCUCCAGCAUUUCAGUGAGAAUGUCUCCUACUGAACAUAUUCUUGUAUGCAGUUUUGACUAAUGUACACAUUUUGCAAGCAAAUUCUCACCAUAUAAUGCAUUUGGUAUGCUAUUUUUGCUAAUACAUUCCUCUUUUUUUGCACACUUUCCUCUAAUACAUGCAUUUUUGCAAACAUUGCUAAGGUGGAGAACUGCAUCACAAAAUUCAGAUAUGUGCAAAUUUUGAAGGUUCUCAUGUUGUGGUUCUCAUGUUGUUUUGGAAAGUGCGGAUUUGAUCAGUUUGGCUUUAAAUGUGAACUAAAUGGAAAUUCUCACUCAUCCCUAUCCAACACCCAUCAUCAGCCCCAGUCCGUAUGGUCAGGAAUGACGGGAGUUGUAGCCCAACAACAUCUGGAAGGCCACAUAUUCUCCAAUCCAGUUCUUGUCAAACAUUAUAUUUUCAGUAAUGGCCAUCCCAUGUAUCAUGGGAACUUCACUAACGGGACAUGAUAUAACAGCCAUAUGUCAAUUGCCUCCAGCAUCCAGGGACAUGAUGCUUCUAAUCAUGGAGACACUAUUUGGCUAGUCUAACCUCCCCCUUAAUUAAAAAGCUCUACAAGCUAGUGGCCAUCACCACAUGCUGCAAUGAUGAACUUUGUAAUUAGCACACUUUGUGAAGUACUUUCUUGUGUGUAGCCCUAGUCCUCUCAAAACCUCAGCCUGAAGUCUGUGUGUGCUGAGAGAUGGAGAAAUACAAGCUCACCUGAAACAUCUAUCCUCUGUAACCAUCUCAGGUAGGACUGUGGGUGAAGCAUAUGCACCCUGUCAUGUUUCAAUCCACUUACUAUGUGCAUCACCCAAAACCAGCAUAGUAUCAACACAUCUACAAACAGCAGGUUGGGCUAGCCAAAGACAUUUUACCAAGCAUCCACUGCCUGGAACCACCUCACUUUGCCUAUCAGCCUAGGAGACUUGCACCACUGCCAUAGAAAUACCAUGGGCAUACAAAGCAGCACCAUAGCAAGUGCAUUUAGAUGUGACAGGCUGUACAUUGGAUGCUCACCAAUGGACCAUAUAUUAAGCUGGGCCUCCAUUUGAAAGUUGGGAUUAAAGUAAUCUGAGCCACCACAAUCCUUUAAAAACCAAAGCUUCUUGUUUGAAAGUAUAUCACAGCAAACAGAAACUGUCCUAAUCUACUGCCUAUUUCUUAUAGAUGGGGGGUAGGGAUGAUUGGGAAAAAAGAGUUAUGUGUCUCAGCAAUGGUGCUAAUGUCUGCAUUUGUUCUUGCCCAGAAACUUGAAGAUUUUGACAGUUUUCAUAGGUAUCUGUUCUGAGAUAGCCAGGUUUAAAAUACUUUGUGGUUGUUUUCAAGGAACAGGGCAUUGUGUCACUUCUGAAGAAGGACGCCAAGUUCAGUUGCUGGUCCUGAUGGGAUUUUUGUCAAUACUGGUAACAGAUCCUGUUCAGUCCAGUUUGUGUUUUUUAAAAAAGAUAUUGUGCAUUUUGUACAGAUUGUAAAAGGUGAAAGACUGUACUGUUGGGCAGGAGGAAGACUCUCACCAGGCCUUCCACGAUUGCAUUACUGUAUCUUCUAAACAUAAAAAGCAAAAAAAAAAAAAAGGCCUACAAAGCAUGAGGCUUGAGUUACUGAGAAAAUGAAACAGUACAUGUCAAUAGUUUGUUUUCCAGAUUGCUGAGAUAUGUGGAUAAGCAGGGAUAGGUUUGUAGCAAUGACAAUAUCUGUAGCUGCUACCUGC